AUGAGUUCGUUAAUAUGGCAUUUGGUUUUCUGGACUUUGUUGACCUCCAAAACCGCGUCCGCAAACGAGUCCUCAACGCCGAAUGCGCAGGUGAGCUACUGUAAUGUUACCGGUGUUUGGCGCAACGAGCUGGGCUCCACGCUGCGGGUGAAGGCUGAAGGCUCGGAGGUCAGAGGUGUGUACCAGACCGCUGUUGAGACCACGCGUGGAGCCGCAGGUCAUCACCGCUCCGGCCGCAUCAUCGGGAUGGUCAGUGACGGGACUCAACCUACCUUCUCUUUCUCCGUGCUAUGGGAGAAAGGUUCAUGCUCUGCUUGGGUUGGUCAGUGCUUUAUUUUAGAUGACGGGGCACAAGUGCUGAAAACCUUCUGGAUGUUGCGCAGUGUUGCAGACAAUUUGGCAAGUGCCUGGGGAAGUACCAGAAUGGGAGAAGAUGUAUUUUUCAAGACUGGAGUUUCCAAUUAACUCAGUAAAAGAUUCAGUGUCUUUUUAAUUCCUACAAGAUGUGGAUUUUUCCUGGAGCUUGAGCUUGUAAUUUAAAACUGCUGAGACUUGUGGAAAACCAUCAAGCUUACUAAAACAAUGAACGCAAAAUAAACAACUACUU
Molecule: messenger RNA, 607 nt
Organism: Danio aesculapii
Lineage: Eukaryota; Metazoa; Chordata; Actinopteri; Cypriniformes; Danionidae
Gene: avd
Product: avidin
Exons: 4
Coding region: 1-465 (154 amino acids)
Molecular function (GO): biotin binding
Source: RefSeq, a predicted model, not a curated record